AUGGAGCAAGUCGAGCCUGUCGAGAUGCUGGAAUCACGCGUAAGCGAGGCUCUGCAGAACUUGGCCAAAGUUGCUGAGCAGCUUCGCAAGCAAGGCUACAACGGUGAAGCCAACCGAAUUGGCCAGUUGAGCAUUGAGUUGGUCACCAUUUUCAGCGCUGUAUCGCUCCAGCUCAAGGAAGCACAAAAGCAGCAAUUCUCGACCGCUUCGAAUGCUGGGCUUGGAUUCGGGAUUCUCCCAGUCCCUCAAGCGGCCCCUGUGGCUGCUGAGCAGACCGUUCAAGCACCUCCUCCCACAUUGGACUUUGGACAGCAAGUAUCACAGCGUCCCAUUGCCUCUGAGAAUACCUGGGCCCGGGUUGCUUCCGCAACCAAGGAUCAGUUGGUCGAGCGCGGCGUGUUCCGGGUCACCAGAGCUGCGAAACAGACUACUGGACCCUACCAGCCCAUUCGUGCUCAAAAUCGUGUCAAGGCGGCGGCAGUUAAGGAUGUUGUUGAACUGACGACAUCCAACACUAGCCGCCAAGAUGACAACAAGAACGGUCUCCUUGAGGACGGUAAAGCCGGGGUUGUCGUAUUGGAAGGACCGAAUAGAAGCAUCCCUCGAUUCUUGAGUUUUGUGGCCACACGCAUUCAUGAAGGUGCCAUUUAUGACUUGAGCGUAAUUGACGAUCACAAGGCAAUCGCCGUCUUUCAGUACGCUUUGCACGCUCAAAUCUUCGUUGACCGUAACACCGAGUCAAUGGCGACUCGCGGCGAAUCUAUCUUUGGCAAGGGGGAUUGGACUAUCAGUCUCGGCCAGCCGCUAGAAUGGACCGACACACUCAGGCGGAUGUGCCAUCCUUAUCGUGAACGGCGCCGUCUCACUUUUGUGAAGUCUCGACUCAUUGCAGACCAUGCAAGCUACCUGAAAUGGGUCCGCGAAGUGGAAGAUGUUGCAGGCGCCGGCAAUGUCGACUUUGUAUGGGCAUUCAACACUGGAAACGCUACGGCAGUCUUCUUCAGCGUUGCAGUCGCUCGCAAAGUGAUGCAGACUUUCACGAACUGGCGCUCCAACCGCGGCUGCUAUGAAGAUCUGACGGUGACAUACUCGUCCGACCCGUGCGAGAAGGAACUUCAGUUGACCACGCAGCUUCGAUACCAUGUACAGCCGCCGCACCGCCAGUUCGAGCAGUUGGGGCCAUCUGGGGCAUGGGAGCGCUAG
Talaromyces atroroseus is the source of this 1203-nucleotide messenger RNA. RefSeq lists its product as hypothetical. Bases 1 to 1203 code for a protein of 400 amino acids. The record is from RefSeq and is a predicted model, not a curated record. NCBI's taxonomy places the organism in Eukaryota, Fungi, Ascomycota, Eurotiomycetes, Eurotiales, Trichocomaceae. The transcript has 4 exons.